ACGGUGUGGUGGAAUAUACCAUCCCCGAGGGUGAUGUGUAUCGUAUGGAUCCACGAUUGCACGUGUCCCUGAACGAUAGUAGCUACGAUGGUUGGUGGACUAGUACACUCGAAUCGACCGAUGCGACCACGUGGCCCGGUUUGAAAACUCUAUCCAACGUCCCGGAUCGUCGUGCCUACUUGCACGGUGGUCUCGGUCUGUUGAUGGAUAAACAGUACUACGAUGGUCAACUCCCCGAAUCCGAUGGAUCGCACAAUGUGGUCGGUUGGUUUUGUCGUCAGCAUUCCACUCCAUCUGGACGAAUCCAGCUCAUGUUUGUCUUCGAUCAAGUGCGCAAUUUUACUCAGGCCCGGUUUCAUGUACUCAAUUCGUUGAACUAUGUAGCCGUGUUCCGGCGUGCCUUAAUUCAGUUCAGUGUGGGCGGUCAGCAUUUCAAUCGACAUCACACUCCCGCCUUGCUGGAUGUGCAACGAGAUAUUCACAAUCGACAAGCGCGUUGGGUCACUGUUCCGCUGGAGCAUCGUGUGGGCCGAUUUUUGCGUAUCACCCUCUGGUUCGAUUACGAUUGGAUUGUCCUGUCCGAGAUCAGUUUCGACUCGAGUAAGUAA
This is a messenger RNA of Echinostoma caproni, 608 nucleotides long. The record is from the annotation of a GenBank genome assembly. NCBI's taxonomy places the organism in Eukaryota, Metazoa, Platyhelminthes, Trematoda, Plagiorchiida, Echinostomatidae.